AUGGCUACCAGAAAACGAGGUGCUCAUAGAGGUAUAGUCACACGAAGGAUUGUGGAGCUUGAUGGCAUGUUUUCAAAGGAUGACGAUGGAAUGGAGGCACUUGAUUUGGCUAAGCUCAGGCAAAUGAAAUUGGUUCUUCAAGAGAAGAUGGAAACUAUAGGGAAGCUUAAUAAUGCUAUAUUAGAUGAGCUACAUGAUGAAGAAGCAAUGGAGCAAGAUAUAAAGGAGGCCGACGAGUUUAAGCUGAAAAUCCAACAGACUGUUGAUAGAAUUGAUGGUGUACUCGCUCCAUCUUCAAGGGGGUCGUCUAUUUCUUCGAGUCACACACCAUCUGGAACUAGAGGUAUGUCUCUCCGCCCUAAUCUACCAGAACUUACUAUAAAGAAGUUUGAUGGAAACAUUACAACUUGGAAGGGCUUCUGGGAUACAUACGAGUCGGCAGUACAUAAUAAUCAGGAGCUGUCAGACAUUAACAAGUCCACUUACCUUCGUUCAUUAGUUGGACAUUCUGCUAAGGAUGCUAUAGAAGGAUUGGCUCUCACUUCAGAUAAUUAUGAAGAAGCGGUAGCUAUCCUACAGAAACGCUUUGGAAAUGACAAGCUUAUUAUCUCCAAGCAUAUGGAGACCUUACUAGGAGUAGGGUCAGUGAGUACAGCUGAUGAUGUUGCUGGACUCCGGAGAAUGUAUGAUAAAAUUGAGUCACAAAUCCGUGGUUUGAGAUCAUUGGGAGUGACUUCAAGCUCAUAUGGAGCCUUGCAUACUCCAGUUCUGCAGAAUAAGUUGCCACCAGAGCUAAGGCUCAUAGUCAACAGAGAGUUAACAGAGAGCUGGGACUUAGAUAAAUUCAUGGAGACUCUGGCCUUGGAGCUAGAGGUAAGAGAGAGAUCUGUUGCAAGCAGCAAGAAUGACAGUGGAAAUAAAGUUCCCAAGAAGGGCCAACACAUAUCUGCCACAAUUAUGGCUACCAAUCAGUUCAGUUGUGUUUAUUGUAGCCAUCAAGGUCAUGCUUCAGAACAUUGUCACUUGGUUCAAGAAGUAGAAGCUAGACGACAAAUUUUAAAGAGCUCAGGCAGGUGCUUCCUUUGCCUAAAGAAGGGUCAUAUGAGCGGAGGUGUCAGUCCAGUGACAAAUGCAACCAUUGCAAAGGGACACAGCACAGAAGUAUUACUGCAGACAGCACGAGCAGUAAUAUUUAAUCCAUUGAAUCCUAGUAGACAAAUAGUAGCUCAAUUUAUCUUUGAUAAUGGGAGUCAUCUAUCUUAUAUAACAGAGAAAGCUAGUAAGAGUUUAGGAUUGACAUCAGAGGGUAAGAAAGACAUGCUUAUUAUGACCUUUGGCUCAUCAGAGGCUAAACCAGAGAGAUGUCACAGUGUUUGUGUUGGUGUUAGAUUUAGAAAUGGGGGUAGCUGUGAAAUUUCUGUGCUUACAGUCCCUUUGAUUACUGACAACCUGGCUGUUGCACCAAUACAAUUCUGUAUGAGAAGCUACUCCCACUUGAAUAGCCUUGAUAUAGCAGACAUGGCUCAGGAUGUAGGGUCUGACACAAUAGAAGUGUUAAUAGGGUCAGACUAUUAUUCGCAAUUAGUGUCUGGUAGAGUUAUUAGAGGAGAUGAUGGCCCUGUAGCUUUACAUACUCAGCUGGGAUGGGUGUUGACUGGUCCUACUUCAUUUGUAGAUGGAACAAGUACAACUAGUCUGGUUGCCCUUUCAUUGAAGCCCUCUAGUAGUCACCCCAAGGAGCUUGAAAAGCAAUUGAAGUCCUUUUGGGAAUUAGAGGCUCUAGGGAUCUUAGAUAAAGAGAGUUCACUUUACGAGCAAUUUAAGCACAAUAUUAAGUUUGUCGAUGGUAGAUAUGAAGUACCACUUCCUUGGAGAAGUACCUUACUGGAUAUCUCCCUUAAUUACCAAUUAAGUUUGAAGAGGCUCAGUAGCUUGUUGUGGAAGUUGAGGAAGGAUCCACAACUAUUGAAAGAGUAUAACAAUAUUAUGCAAGAGCAACGGAGCAUGGAAUUAUAGAGAUGGUAAGUGGGGAAGAGCUUUUAAGUGGUGA
Amphimedon queenslandica is the source of this 2050-nucleotide messenger RNA. RefSeq lists its product as uncharacterized. The record is from RefSeq and is a predicted model, not a curated record. The transcript is spliced from 2 exons. The coding region runs from base 1 to 2016 and encodes 671 amino acids. Lineage: Eukaryota; Metazoa; Porifera; Demospongiae; Haplosclerida; Niphatidae.